Molecule: messenger RNA, 1444 nt
Organism: Macaca mulatta (Rhesus monkey)
Lineage: Eukaryota; Metazoa; Chordata; Mammalia; Primates; Cercopithecidae
Source: RefSeq, a predicted model, not a curated record
AUGACAGUUUGGGUGAAGCAAUAUGUCCCUGUAAACCACUUUUCCAAACCUUGCAAAUCUACAGUAGUGAAAUGUGAUGCAGUUAUGGUCAAUGAUAUUAAGCAUAAUAUUUUUGGUGGGGCAUCUGGUAGCUUUGAACCCCAAAAAUGUUGGAAGAAUAAUAUAGGAUAUUGCAGAAGACGAUGUUUAGAUACUGAAAGGUACAUACUUCUUUGUAGGAACAAGCUAUCAUGCUGCAUUUCUAUAAUAAUAUCAUAUGAAUACACUCGACGACCACCAUUUCGUGUGAUUCACCUAGAGGAUAUAACAUUUGAUUAUAGUGAUAUGGGCUCUUUUACUGGUUCCCCAGUAUCUAAGUUGAGUGAUCUGGUAACAUUUGACAUACGUAGAGAAACCAUGACCCCCAAGACCAAUACUCCCGAGACUACUAUGCCACCAUCCGAGACCACUACUUCCAAGACUACUAUGCCAUCAUCCAAGACCACUACUUCCAAGACUACUAUGCCACCACCUUCUCAGAUGGCUCUUACUCAUAAUUAAUUAACAUUUACUUCUGGUAUGGAACAACUAGAAAUACUGCUGGAAAUACUAUCCAAAGAGCUGAUUCUACCAAUCCAAUUUCACCUGGAAAAUUCCAUCAGGGAUUGGAUGAGCAUGGGGAUGGACAUAAUUUCUACUACUAAGACAACAGCCAAGACAGUUGCCUUGCAAUUAGAAACAUGUAGACAGAAAUGUAUAAAAGAUACAAGGAUUCUCUUAAUUGGACUUAAAGUCUUUAUCUGUCUUCCUCUGAUGUACUAAAAUAUGUGAGCUAAUUUUUGUCUUAAGUGAACAUUUGUAUGUCUAUGUAUUUUUCCAUGCCAAAAACAAAAACGAAGACCAUUGUUUGGAGCUGCCUAUUAUGUCUAAGACAAGAAUUUUUACUUUAACAGUGCCUGGCCCACUGCUAUCAUAUAUAGGAGAACAUAUAAAAGCAUAUAGAAAGACGGUUCCAGACAAAUGUUCCCUUCUCUACCCUCCACCUUUUAUUGUAAGAACUUACAAUACUUCUGUGUGUCAUGACGUCAAAUUUUGUUUAAGGUUCUAGCUGGUAACUAACAGUUAGUUAGUUAGAAGCUAAUUCUUUCAUUCAGCACAAGCACUGAUCUCACUGGAUAGAGAUAAAAGUGGGACUUGUCUUGAGAGUACAUCAUAUUAAAUUAAAAGCUGCAUCUCAAAUUCUACUUAUCUUUCCAAUCUUCUUUCCGCUUAGAAGUCCAACUUCCAACUAUGGCAGCCUCAUAACAUGCCUCCUCAGGUCUCUGUUUUGUCCACGUUAGUUGUGUGCAGUGUUUCUAUGCUUCGUAUGGCUGUACGCAUGUGACUGCUGUUUGUAUGGCAACAGAUGGGUCAGUAAGUGUUUUCUAUGAUACUACAGAGAAGCGGUUAUUAACUAUAAAGUUGA